Messenger RNA from Ostrea edulis (European flat oyster), 2812 nucleotides. RefSeq lists its product as uncharacterized. The record is from RefSeq and is a predicted model, not a curated record. Lineage: Eukaryota; Metazoa; Mollusca; Bivalvia; Ostreida; Ostreidae. The coding region runs from base 59 to 2488 and encodes 809 amino acids. The transcript is spliced from 14 exons.
CGUCAUAUCUUAACAGACGACGUUAUCGUGCAUGAAAGACAUUAAAGAAUAGACCAAUAUGAAUGUGGUCCAGUUAAUUCUGUGUCUUACCACACUCUAUGCAUCUCUCAGUAUGAGCGUGGGCCAACAAGCCAGUAACCCAAUGAUGAAAAAAAAUCUCGAUUACCUUCUCAAAGGAGCUAAGUGGAACUGGAAACACAAAAAGACGUACGCCGUUGUUAAAUCUGGAGAAGGGUAUAUUGAUGUGGACGUCGUUUCCAAAUAUAGAUUAGAUGCCGAAUCGAUUGAGCCUAUAAAAUCAACACCAAAGGCGGUGCCCAAGGCAAAGUUACCACAACCUAAACCACCCACCGCCAAACCUAAACCUAAACCAGUUCCCAAACCCAAACCACAACCUAAACCAGUUCCCAAGGUCACACCAGCACCGACAACAGGAAGGACAAACCUUGCCCUAGGGAAGAAAGCAUUCCUGAGCAGUACAAUGGGAAAGUUCUCCGCAGCAUUGGGUGUUAACGGAAAGCUAAAUGAUUUCUUCCACACCAAAUCCCAAACAACACCCUGGUAUAGAAUAGAUCUUGGUAAAUCCUACAACAUCGAUGAAGUGGUGAUCUAUAACAGGAAAGCAGCAGGGUCCCGGUUCCGUAAUGCUGUGAUUAGUGUUGGUGAAUCUUUAAGCACACUGAAGAAAUGCGGCACUUUCAAAGGACCGGGUAAAGAUGGCCAAAGGAUAAGCAUCAAGUGUCCUGGAAUGAAGGGACGGUAUCUCCAGGUGCAUGUGAGUGGGCGUGGAUUUCUACAUCUGGCUGAAGUGCAAGUCUUUGGAGGAAGUGGUGGAAGCUCAUCUGCGGGAAGGACAAACCUUGCCCUAGGGAAGAAAGCAUUCCUGAGCAGUACAAUGGGAAAGUUCUCCGCAGCAUUGGGUGUUAACGGAAAGCUAAAUGAUUUCUUCCACACCAAAUCCCAAACAACACCCUGGUAUAGAAUAGAUCUUGGUAAAUCCUACAACAUCGAUGAAGUGGUGAUCUAUAACAGGAAAGCAGCAGGGUCCCGGUUCCGUAAUGCUGUGAUUAGUGUUGGUGAAUCUUUAAGUACACUGAAGAAAUGCGGCACUUUCAAAGGACCGGGUAAAGAUGGCCAAAGGAUAAGCAUCAAGUGUCCUGGAAUGAAGGGACGGUAUCUCCAGGUGCAUGUGAGUGGGCGUGGAUUUCUACAUCUGGCUGAAGUGCAAGUCUUUGGAGGAAGUGGUGGAAGCUCAUCUGCGGGUAGGACAAACCUUGCCCUAGGGAAGAAAGCAUCCCUGAGCAGUACAAUGGGAAAGUUCUCCGCAGCAUUGGGUGUUAACGGAAAGCUAAAUGAUUUCUUCCACACCAAAUCCCAAACAACACCCUGGUAUAGAAUAGAUCUUGGUAAAUCCUACAACAUCGAUGAAGUGGUGAUCUAUAACAGGAAAGCAGCAGGGUCCCGGUUCCGUAAUGCUGUGAUUAGUGUUGGUGAAUCUUUAAGCACACUGAAGAAAUGCGGCACUUUCAAAGGACCGGGUAAAGAUGGCCAAAGAAUAAGCAUAAAGUGUCCUGGAAUGAAGGGACGGUAUCUCCAGGUGCAUGUAAGUGGGCGUGGAUUUCUACAUCUGGCUGAAGUGCAAGUCUUUGGAGGAAGUGGUGGAAGCUCAUCUGCGGGUAGGACAAACCUUGCCCUAGGGAAGAAAGCAUCCCUGAGCAGUACAAUGGGAAAGUUCUCCGCAGCACUGGGUGUUAACGGAAAGCUAAAUGAUUUCUUCCACACCAAAUCCCAAACAACACCCUGGUAUAGAAUAGAUCUUGGUAAAUCCUACAACAUCGAUGAAGUGGUGAUCUAUAACAGGAAAGCAGCAGGGUCCCGGUUCCGUAAUGCUGUGAUUAGUGUUGGUGAAUCUUUAAGCACACUGAAGAAAUGCGGCACUUUCAAAGGACCGGGUAAAGAUGGCCAAAGAAUAAGCAUAAAGUGUCCUGGAAUGAAGGGACGGUAUCUCCAGGUGCAUGUGAGUGGGCGUGGAUUUCUACAUCUGGCUGAAGUGCAAGUCUUUGGAGGAAGUGGUGGAAGCUCAUCUGCGGGAAGUACAAACCUUGCCCUAGGGAAGAAAGCAUUCCUGAGCAGUACAAUGGGAAAGUUCUCCGCAGCACUGGGUGUUAACGGAAAGCUAAAUGAUUUCUUCCACACCAAAUCCCAAGCAACACCCUGGUAUCGAUUAGAUCUUGGUAAAUCCUACAACAUCGAUGAAGUGGUGAUCUAUAACAGGAAAGCAGCAGGGUCCCGUUUCCGUAAUGCUGUGAUUUCUGUCGGUGAAUCUUUAAGCACACUGAAGAAAUGCGGCUCUUUCAAAGGACCGGGCAAAGAUGGCCAGAAGAUAAGCAUCAAGUGUCCAGGUGGAACCAAAGGGCGUUAUAUCCAGAUUCAUAUACAAGGGAGCGGAUUUCUUCAUCUUGCUGAAGUCCAAGUUUUUGGCGCAUAAAGUAGCCACUCCAUCAUAUGAGAGUAGGUGAGAAAAUGCUUAGAAACCAGUCCCUCCAUAUUCCCUGUUUACACCCAGUCUGGUUAAAGAACUGAAAUCCGGAGACAUACUGUAAUGACACUACUGGGAAGGAGCAUAACAUACGGACAACACUUUAGAUUGUUGAUGUCAUGUAGCUUUUUGUGAUAUCUAAAUGACAAAUUACGUUUUCUACUUCACUCUCUGUGACAUACUUUGUCUAUCUGAGCUCUUUUCUCAAUAAUGAUUGUAAGUGGGUAAUAGAGGAUUUCUACAAACAAAGUAAAGUCAAUUUGUGAAACCUUU